Diversispora eburnea is the source of this 783-nucleotide messenger RNA. The record is from the annotation of a GenBank genome assembly. NCBI's taxonomy places the organism in Eukaryota, Fungi, Glomeromycota, Glomeromycetes, Diversisporales, Diversisporaceae.
AUGGGUGACUUCAACGCUAUACCAUCGUCAAGUAUAGAUAGAAAUAACAAUAACCAAUUCAACAUUCCAGAGAGUGAAAUUUUUUCAAUAUUAACAGGAAAAGACUUAAUUAACAGUUAUAGAAUCAUAUACCUUGAUUCCAGCGAAUAUUUCACGGAGCAACUUGAAUUAGUGACAAAAAGUGAUCAUAAAAUAAUACAACUUAAAAUUAAAAAGACGUGGCAAAUACAUCUAGAUAGAGAAGUACAAGAUAAUAUAGGACCUAAAUACAACAUAAAAUUAAUGUGUGACGAAAAAUGGAUGAAGUUUAUAACACAUGUAGAAAAGAAAUUAAAAAUGACCACCAUCUCGUCACGAAAAGAAAAAUAUGGGAUAACAGUCAACUCGUUAAACAAGAACUGGAAAACUCUCAAAAAUAUAAUGAUAGAAGUUGCGGAUUGCGCAAUACCAAAGAAAAAAAUCAAAAAAUUUAACAAAAAAAUCAAUAAAGAAUUCACAGAGAACUAUAAACGUGCAAAAUCAUUUAAUAAACUAUAUCAAUUUAUGAAAAAAGAAAGAACUAAAUCAGUUAAAUACAUUAAAUCACAUGACAAGUUUUUGAAAGAAAAGAAAAAACUAUCAGUACUUAAUAUUGAAAUUGAAAAAAUUUUAAUAAAUAAUAGGAAAUAUGAGGAAUUACUAUACAAAUUUAAAGAACAAAGUAUACGUUUUCAAACAAUUGCAAGAGCAGAAAAAAAGAAAGAAAACUUCAAAAAAAUUCAAAAAGCCAUAGAAGAAAGAUGA